AUGACCCGUUGUACCUGCAUUCUGCCGUGCGACUGCGUGGCGGCCAACGUCAUCGCCGACUCUCUUGGCGCGGCGCCAGAAUAUCUCCACAAAGAGUUUGUUUUCCUCGAAAGCUUCAAGUGGUUCAAACACCGAAAAUGGCCGCGAAAACAAGAGUUUCCGUCGAUUUCAGUGCCGAACGUUGGAGUUCUGCCGCCCAGUUGUACGAGGAGAUGACCCACGAAGUUUUGGAAGACGCUACGUUUCGCGCCAGAUGCCGCAGUCGUUGGUUUUUUCUCUUUAUUACAUCUUAUGAGUCCAUUAUUCAUGAUAGAGAGGGGCGAAAAUGGGUAUAUUAUUCAAAAAAUGAGCUUGUAAGUCCAAAAAGAAUAAAAAAUAAGCUUAAUUCCAAAAAAAAGAGCUUGUAAGUCCAUUUUUCGCGACUUGAAAUUUCUGUUUUUCUCUGCACCCUCCUCGUCUCUCAGCGACUCUCUCAUUUCGACGUGCUCUUUUCCUCACUGCCUGAGUCGGAAGUGCAAAAAACGGGUGCAAAAAGGGCGCUAAAAGGGUUCCGUUUUGCAGCCUUUAUUGAGCCUUUUUUCUUUGGGGGUUAAAAAGCUUCAAAAAAGGGUGCAAAAAGGGUGCCUUAAGUCUCGGCCAUUGAUGAUUUCCGACUUUAUUACUGUAGCACAAUUUAGUUCAUACACAGUCACUGGUAAAGAUUUUUCUCAACUUAAAAGUUUUGCGUUUCUCAAAGGGUCCAAAAAGGGUGGAAAAAAGGUCAUGAAAGGACGGAAAAAGGCAGUAAAAAGGAAACCGUUGCCAGCCGUUUAGGAGCAAUUAAUUCACCUUUUUGCACCCAAAAUGGACGCUCAAAGGGUCCGGAAAGGGUCUUGUCGACUUUGCCUACGAAUAAUUUAUAAAAAAAUCAAAAAAAAUCAUGAAAAAAACGGGGAAAUUAGGUUUCAGGUUUGAUAUAUAAAGAAAUCGACAUCACGCUCAAUAUUUUUGGAAUAAGGUAUGCAAAAAAAUUACUGAUUCUGUUCACAAACCACAAAAAAAAAAGAAAUUGAGUUUCUUUGAAUACUAUUUAGAUGUUUAUUUUAGAGUUUGAAAAUACCAUUUCUAGUAGUUCCACUUUCAUUCAGAAUAAUUUAAGCCCAAAAUUUCCAGAACACCAUUCCCCGGAACGUCCCCACAAAGUCGGAAGAGAGAAAAGACUAUCACACAGUCAUCACUUGAUAGGAGGAAGUCAAGAAGCUCUCUAUUUCACUUCGAAUCGGACCGUCGGGUUAGUUUAUUCGUUCAGUGUUUCAUUACUGUUGGAAUUGGAAAAAAAAAGUCCAUAAUUUAUUUGAAUUCCGUGAUAUCCUGGAACAUAUAGACGAUUCACGGCUAGCUUGGGACGCAAAAAGGGAUGGCCUGUCAACACUCUCCGCCAACUAGGGCACUAUCUCGUCUCUUUUCGUGGCAGGACCCUUUUCUCGAUGGCUCAAGCCAGCCGUGAAUCAGCUAUAUAUUCUCUUCUAACUUUAGCCAUUCCAAAUGCCGCCAUUUUCUAUUUGAAUGCCUAG
Messenger RNA from Caenorhabditis auriculariae, 1553 nucleotides. Lineage: Eukaryota; Metazoa; Nematoda; Chromadorea; Rhabditida; Rhabditidae. The record is from the annotation of a GenBank genome assembly.